This is a messenger RNA of Astyanax mexicanus (Mexican tetra), 7528 nucleotides long. RefSeq names its product discoidin domain receptor tyrosine kinase 1 (gene ddr1). Lineage: Eukaryota; Metazoa; Chordata; Actinopteri; Characiformes; Acestrorhamphidae. The record is from RefSeq and is a predicted model, not a curated record. The transcript has 18 exons. Gene Ontology annotation, cellular component: signaling receptor complex; membrane. Gene Ontology annotation, molecular function: ATP binding; protein tyrosine kinase collagen receptor activity; collagen binding. Gene Ontology annotation, biological process: positive regulation of kinase activity; protein phosphorylation; cell surface receptor protein tyrosine kinase signaling pathway. Bases 473 to 3394 code for a protein of 973 amino acids.
GAGAAAUAAGGAGAGCGAGCGCGAGCGGAGCCGCGGCGGCGCGCGGGUUUACUCUGAAUACUUUACACUAAUAACACUAAUAAGCUGGUUUUAUUUUUAUUCCGGACUUUUCUUUUCUUAUUUUAGACAGAACCGAGUGUGAAAAGCUCGUAUACGGAUUUACUGCUGUUCAGACUGGCGAGUCUUCUCAGAGGGACCUGUUUUAUUAAGUUGUGUCAGAUUUCAGCAGCGUUUUAACUGUGUUUAAAAAGGUCAAACAGAGUUAACUUUAUAAUCCUGCGCAAAACUCACUAAAUCAGGAGGAGCUGUGGAUUUCUGUUCCUGCGCUGAACUGAACCGACUCGCUGUUAAUCGAAGCGUUUGGAUUAAUUCGAUUUGAAGAGGAAACUUCGCUCCGGUUUCACAAACAACUCCUUUUCGGUAUGUCUGCCGCAGCCACUCCAGACAGGUAACCAGGUGUGUCGCUGUUGCCAUGGCAACAGGAAUGCUGCCAAUGUUGCCUCUGCUCUUUGCUGCCCUCCUGGUGUCCUUGACUGCAGCUCAGGACCACGAGUGGGACUUUGACUCGGCGAAGUGUCGCUAUGCUCUGGGGAUGGAGGAUGGAACAAUCCCGGAUUCUGAUAUCUCAGCAUCCAGCUCCUGGUCGGAUUCCACUGAGGCCAAACACGGCAGGUUGAGUACAGGUGAGGGAGACGGCGCGUGGUGUCCGGCGGGCGCUGUGUUUCCCAGCGGUUCUGAGUUCCUGCAGGUGAAUCUGCACAAACUGCACUUCCUGUCUCUGGUGGGCACGCAGGGGCGGCACGCUGACGGGCACGGCCGAGAGUUCGCCCGGAGCUACAGGCUGCGCUACUCUCGAGACGGACGCCAGUGGAUCACCUGGAAGGACCGCUGGGGUCAGGAGGUGAUCUCUGGUAAUGAAAACACGUAUGAUGUGGUUCUGAAAGACCUGGGUCCCCCCAUCAUCGCCCGCAUGGUCCGUUUCUACCCGCUGGCCGACCGUGUGAUGAGUGUGUGUCUGAGGGUCGAGCUCUAUGGCUGCGUGUGGAACGAUGGACUGAAGGCCUACGCUGCACCCAUGGGUCAUGUGAUGCACCUGUCUGGCUCCCCUAUUUACCUCAACGACUCCAUCUAUGAUGGCAGUAUUGAAGCAGGGACGCUGUUUGGAGGUCUGGGUCAGCUGUGUGAUGGAGUUCUGGGUGGGGAUGAUUUCAUGGAGAGUAAGGAGCUGAGGGUGUGGCCCGGAUACGAUUACGUGGGCUGGAGCCGCGAAGCUUUGGGCCAACCUACUGUCGACAUCGAGUUCCACUUUGAGAAAACGCGCAUCUUCCAUGUCAUGCAGGUGCACAGUAAUAACAGGCACACUCAGGGUGUGCGCGUGUUCUCAGAGGUGGUGUGUGAGUUUAAGGCCAGUCUGCUGGAUCACUGGACAGAACCAGCGCUGAAGCUCCGCGUCCCUCUGGAGGACCUGAAGGACCCCUCAUCCCGCUCUGUGGACCUGCCCCUGGGGGGACGUCCCGCACAGAUCCUCCGCUGUCACUUCGCCUUCGCAGAUCGCUGGCUGCUCAUCAGCGAGAUCAGCUUCAACUCUGAGCCGUUUGAAGGUUCUUCAGUGUUUCCCUCUGGAGCUCCUCCUCCUCCUCCCUCCUCUACUCCUCGCUCCCGUUUCUUCACCUCCUCCUCCUCUCCACCAUCAUCCUUCUCUCCCAGCACCUCCAACUCCACAGGCCAGAGCUUGGGUGAUGAUUUUGCUGCCGUCACCCCAAAAGCAGGACCUGUUGCUAAAGAUGACAGCAGCAACACUGCCAUCCUGAUUGGCUGUCUGGUGGGGAUUAUUCUGCUGCUGCUGGCGGUUAUAGUGGUCAUUCUGUGGAGGCAGUACUGGAAGAAGCUGCUAAACAAGGCCCAGGGCAGCCUCUCCAGUGAUGAGCUCCGGGUUCACCUCUCGGUUCCCUCUGAUAACGUGGUGAUCAAUAACACCAACACACACACCUACUCCAGCCGCUAUCAGCGCAUACACACCUUCCCCGACGACAGAGACCGAGACGCAGAGUACCAGGAGCCCAGCACUGUGCUGCGGCCGCGAGAGCAGCGCGAUAGCACAGCCUUGCUGUUAAACAAUCCAGCCUAUCACCUUCUCCUGUCUGGCCUGAGGCAUGACCCCAACAGACUGUCAAACAGCUGCAGAGAGACAGAAAAGCCCCAAAAUCUGCCCCAGGCAUGUGCUCUAGAUUUGGACGAUAAAGCCCUGCCUGUGCAGGAAGGUCCGCCCCCUUAUCCUGGAGCCCCGCCCCCUCUCCUCUCAGGAGCUCAUUAUGCAGAAGCCUCAGGGGGUGGGGCCAGUGUGCCUCAUUAUGCUGAAGCUGACAUCAUCAGCCUGCAGGGUGUGAGCGGUAACAACACCUAUGCUGUCCCCGCCCUGUCGGCCACGCCCACAGACUGCCCGCCCCUUCCGGAGUUGCCACGGGAACGGCUCAUCUUUAAGGAGAAACUCGGAGAGGGCCAGUUCGGAGAGGUUCACCUCUGUGAGAUUGAAAACCCUCAGGACCUGCCGAACCUGGAGUUUCCUUUUAACGUGAGGAAAGGGCGUCCCCUGCUGGUGGCGGUGAAAAUCCUGCGACCUGAUGCUUCUAAAAAUGCCAGGAAUGACUUCCUGAAGGAGGUGAAAAUUCUGUCUCGUCUGAAAGAUCCCAACAUAAUCCGUCUUCUGGGAGUGUGUGUGAGCAGUGAUCCGCUGUGUAUGGUGACUGAAUACAUGGAGAGCGGAGAUCUCAACCAGUAUCUCUCCCAGAGAGUCCUGCUGGACAAGACUGGACCCCUGCACAACACACCCACCAUCAGUUACCCGGCUCUGAUCUCCAUGGCGAGUCAGAUCGCGUCUGGGAUGAAGUUUCUGGCGUCUCUGAACUUCGUUCAUCGUGAUCUUGCCACGCGGAACUGUCUGGUGGGGGGCGAGCGGGGGGACGGUGAGGACCGCAUGGGGGAGAGGCAUAUUAAAAUCGCAGAUUUCGGAAUGAGCCGGAACCUCUACGCCGGAGAUUAUUACCGCAUCCAGGGCCGAGCUGUGCUGCCCAUUCGCUGGAUGGCCUGGGAGUGUAUUCUCAUGGGGAAGUUCACCACAGCGAGUGAUGUGUGGGCGUUUGGUGUGACGCUGUGGGAGAUGCUGAGUGUGUGUCAGGAGCAGCCCUACAGUCACAUGACUGAUGAGCAGGUCAUUGAUAAUGCAGGAGAGUUCUUCAGAGACCACGGAAGACAGAUAUAUCUGACUCGGCCGGCCGUGUGCCCGCAGGGUCUGUAUGAGCUGAUGCUGAGCUGCUGGAACAGAGACUGUAAACUCCGCCCCUCUUUCACACACAUGCACUCCUUCCUCGCGGAGGACGCCAUGAACAUGGUGUAGAGCACGGCGGAGAGAGAAAGAGAGAGAGGGAUAAGGAAUCAAACGAGUGAAGCGACUCGUAACGAUCCAUCCCUCCUUCAGCCAGAAGAGAAGAGAGGAGAGGUGUGUGAGUGUGUAAGCGAGUGUGUGUGAGAACGAGGGUGUGUGUGAGUGUGUGAAUGUGUGUGUAGAUCGCACAAGCUGGUGGAGGUGUAGCUGGUGUAGAAGUAGGCGGAGCUAAGCACUCUUAUGUACAUUAGCGUACUUUGUGAUUGGUGGGUUGAAGCUGAGAGACGCUGCUGGUUCGGCGCUUCAGCUGGACCUGCUUUAGAGCUAAAACCCCAAACUAGUCCUAAUUCUAAUCCUAGUCCUAAUCCUAAUUCCUGCAGUAUAAAGGCCUUUACACACAUUAUACACACUGCUAUUAAACAUGUUUUAAUAUUAAAGUGUUUCCAGUGGCAAAUCAGCUGAAAAUGCGCUGCGCUGUUUGGGUUGUAAGCGCUGCUGCAUCGUUGCUAGGUUACCUGUAUGUGUGCGGAGUAAUGCAUAGAGAGCUUCGGUUACAGUGCAUUACCGGCUGAUAACGGUACUCAUAGAACGCCUCCCAGCCAAUCACAUUGCAGGGUCGUAACUAACUGUGAUAUAAUGUGGAGUAUAAAUCAGAGAACUGUGAUACAUUAUAAAAAAACAUUUGUCAGAUUGACGUUUGUUCAGAAUCGUGAUUAUAAUUAUGAUUAUAAUCUGGUGUUUGGUGUGUAAAGGCCUUUAUCCCUCAGUAAUGAUUACAGACAGCCCUUCCCUUCAUCUUAACCCUCUCUAAUCAGCUUUAACCCUUUACCUGCUGCGGGGCGGAGCCUCUUCUUCAUCUGAACAGCAUUAAACUAUAGACUGUGAAUCAAAUCCUUCAAAUCAGCAGAUAACCAGCAUAAUUUCAGCUAAUUACGCUCAGUGCAGUAGUAUUAAUACUACUAAUAAUGAUGAUAAUAAUAGGACAGAUAUAAUAAAUGACCAGAGCAUAAAUCAAGACUACUCACACAGUAUAAAGCAGUAUAAUGUUUUUUUAUUAUCAGAGGGGACUGGUAGAGGAUUGAGUCUAAUCUUGGGGAUCAUGUUGGGCGUGAGGGUUCCUUUCAUUUCAGGUGUUUUAAUCAGUCAGUCACUCCAUAAUCACUGAACACUGAACAUACAGCAGAGCGGGUGAGGGCUUUUCUGUUCUAAAAUUAUAGUUUUAUUUUUUAAAUGUUACUAAAAUUACAGAUUCAGAGCAUCGUAACCAUUUUUGACACAUUCAUUCUGCGAUAUUAAAGUAUAAAUAUACAGAUUUUUCCAAAUUUAUGUCAACUUUAAACACAAUUAAAAGACAAAGUCAUUCAGAGUGAGGUGUUUGGUGUAAAAUGAUGGUUCAGUGUAGAUUCCCAAUUUUUAAUAAGUAAUAUUAUUAUUAUUUGUUAUUUCUUUACACUGGUGGUGACAGAAAUCAGAAUAAAAUCGUAACUAAAUCACAAAUAUAGCUGAAUUUCAUUUCCAAUCCAAAGCUACCAGUGAAGCUACCACCACCAUGUUUUAUAUGCGGUGGUGGUGACAGCAAAAUUGUGGGAAAACUAUAAAAAAAAUUAUUUUGUAUUCAGGUUACCCUCCUGUUACAUUGAGCUGUAUGACACAUUUUUUGUCAUGCAUCUUGGCAUCAUGUUCUCCUCCACCAGUCUUACACACUGCUUUUUUACACACUGCUUUUGGAAUUUUUCGGUGUAAAAAUUCAAGCAGUUCAGUUUGGUGGUUUGAUGGUUUGUGAUCAUCCAUCUUCCUCUUGAUUAUAUUCCAGAGAUUUUUAAUUUGGUAAAAUCAAAGAAACUCAUCAUUUUUAAAGUGAUCUCUUAUUUUUUUCCAGAGCUAAAUCAAUCAUUUUCCCUUUACAUUAAUUAAGUCUAUAUAAAAUUAAGGUUUUUUAUGCUCUAAAUGUAACAGGAGGGUAAAUAGUGCAUCUAAAACCUGGUUUAGAAAGUUUACUUUACUUCACUCCACAUUAUUAGAGUUAAAAAUCACUCCACUCAUACUGCACCACGAUUGGCCAGUUUUACCUGUAAAUCGGUACAGAAUUGAUCCCGCUCCCCACCACCAGCACCAGUGAAAGUCUGAACUUGAGUGUGUGUCAUUUUCUGAUUUACCUGAACAGGUUAAGCACAGGUGAGCUGGGCUAAACUGGAUAUUAUGGAAAUUUGAUGUAUGAAAAAUAUAAAUAUACUGUAUAUUGGAACGUGACUGGUUUUCUUGUCCAGGUUUGGGGGGUUUAACAGUUUCUGAUUGGACAAGAUUGGAAAGAAAACAGGGGUUAAGCAUAGUUACGUGUAAAUAUGUAAAUCAGUAAGUUGAAAAAAGUGAUUAAAGGGCCCAUAUCCUGCAUUUUCUAGUAUUUUCCACUGUCCUGUUUUAUGCCUCGUUCACUAAGCAGCCCGUUAAAUAUUUUUUUUUAUGAAAUAGUUUUAAUCCAUGAUCUGGGAUGAAUGAGAUGGUUUGAACCUGUUUACAUACGACAUAAAGCUCCUCUGUUUUUUUAUUUUAUUUUUUUUAAUGAUAUGGGCCCUUUAAGGUAAUUCAUACUGGGUACACAGGCCGUAAUCGCAUAGCUGCACUUUAACGUCGACCCGAUUAUUGGAAUGUUUGAUCACAGAAACAGCAGUAUGAAUUUUUUUUUUAUUCAGAAGCAUUCAAAAUCGUUAUUUUGUGGAUGUCCAGUAUGAAUGAGUAUGAGUCCUGAGGAUUAUUGACCAGCUGAUUUAAAGGUUGAUUUAAAGGGGAAUUCCAGCAUUAACAUUCUAUUAACGUUUCUGCAUAAAUCCAGUUAUUAAUUGUAGAUAUUAGCCUACCAGCAUUCCCCUAAUCCCAUUUCCACACUCAGGGUUGCCAGGUAAAGAACACAACAGCAUGCAAAUAUAUGCUGAUGCUAUGGAAACAAGGGAAGCUGGCUUUUUUUCUGAUGAACAGGUACUGAGCUCACUGAGCUUCAGUAAGGUUUGGUAAUAUAGCUGGAUUAUUAAUUUACCACCACCACUAAUAAUAAUAAUAAACAUAGGGAUAUUCAGACAUCUCUGCAAGUCUUACGGAAGUUGCAGGAGUCUACCAAAUAUAAAUAAUGGCUUUAAUUUUAUCUGCAUGCUACUGUGUGUCAAUCUGGCAACCUGUGUGAGCUUAACAUUUGGGGAAUUAAAACUUACUCGUUUAUUUUACUGAUUGUUCCUUUAAUUUUAUUUACUAUCAAAACCCAGCCAUGCUGCCACAGCUUAUGUAUAAGAGUUUUAUAUAUAAUGUUAAUGAUUGGAAAAUAAAAGUGUCAAAUCUGAAAACGGGAUAUAUAUUCAAUAUUUGGCAACUGGAAUUAUUUAUUCAAAAAUUCAAAAACUAAAACAAAAAAACUCAAUUCAGUCAUUUUGUUCUGUUUCAUAUCAAAAACUUGAACAAAAUGUUUUUUUUUUAUUAUUCUGCCCAAUAAUACUCUAUAUUUUCACCUUUAAAAUAAAAGAAAAAGUUAAAUUGUUAAAGAAAAAACAAACAGUGUCAAUAAGGACAUGCAGUGCAAUCAUUAUAACCAAAUUUAUAUAUUUUUUUUUUUCUCAAUAUUUUUUUUAUUUUGUUAAUUUGGCUCCUUAUUCACCACCAGCUUUUAUAAUCAGCUUAAUAGUUUUAAAGUUAUUUAUACAGAAAUGUUGAAACAUCAGUGGAAUUCCCCUUUAUUAUGUGUGUGUGUGAGAGAGAGAGAGUGUGUUUGAGUGUGUGUGUGUGUGUGUGUGGAGGACAUACUGUCUACAUACUGUAAUGUGUAUAAUAGCGUGUGAAAGGAUGUGAUUGGUAAAUGGUUAUGUUGCGAUGCUGAAUGACCUGUUAACCCUUUUUUGAUACACUGUAGUCCUGAAACUAAAACUUGUAUUUUUAUAAAUCUGAUUUCUUCGGCUCUGCCUUCUGUUCAUAUUUACUUUGAUGUAAAAGUAAAAAAAUAAAUGUGUAAAUAGUCGAUGGGACAUAAUUUUCUUCACUAAUAUUUGGUGUCUCUGUGUCGUGAUUGGUCGGGUCUGUCUCUGUCGGAGCUUUGCUGUCAGUGUCGGUGACUGUCGUCUAUUUUUGUAGUUGUUUUAAUAAAAAUUAACCAUUUCAGACGAGAAA